AGAACAUAAAUUACUUCUAAUUUUAGUUUUCCCAUUGAGUUUGAGAGUUAUUCAUUAGAAGAGUAACAAACCACCAUAAAAGCCUUCUCUAUGAAAAUGACAAAAGCAAUAGUUAGGUGUUUUAUUUCCAAAACAAAACGUCGUUAUGUAUAAAGGAUUUCAAAUUGAAAGGCUUAAGAGUUAUUCAACAGACUUUUGUUGAAAGUUGACCAUUCAUUGACACGCGUGAAUAACAAACAAAAAAACUCAAUACGCCAAUACUACAAAUUUAUAAAACAAAAGUCGCUUAGCAGUGCGGACUAGAGAUGAGCGGAUAAAUUUAACUCCAAAAGAUCAAAGGAUUUUGCCUUCUCCUUGGCUCGUCCUCGAGUGAGACUUGCGUUAUGGCGAAAAUUGAGAAGUUAGAUGACGAACAACUCAGUUUGGCUUACAGGAAGGCGGACUUGCGAAAUAAGGGUUCCUUAAAUAUCACCGAAUUCAAGAACGCGCUGCACACACUUGGAGAAGACGUAAAAGAAGACACACUCGCAGAACUUUUAAAACGCGCAGGUAUCGAAGAAGAUGCUGGGAUAUCAUACGGGAUGUUUCUUACCCUCGUUCGCCGAUUGGCUAAAGAACAAAGGGAGCAAAAAUGUUUAAACCGCGUGUUUAAUGAGUUCGACCACGAUAGCAAAGGUUAUAUUCUACCGAGUAACAUCCGCCGAGUUCUUAUAAAAUUCAACAUCGACCCCAACGAGAGCGAGAUCGAGCACAUGAUGGAAGCCGCUGACACAAAUGAGGAUGGCAAAGUGGAUUUUGAGGAAUUCAUGCACAUAUUUUCUAAAAAUUAAUUAUGGAGGCCGCUAAAACAGAUGAGGAUGUAGGGUCGUAGCAGGGGGUAGGGCACUGGGGGUACGUGCCUCCCCCCCCUUCAUAUUUCUGUAUCGUCCCCCUCCCAAUAAUUCGAGGUCUGCUACGGCUAUGGGAUGGCAAAUUGGACUUUGAGGAAUUUGUGCACAUAUUUUCUAGGAAUUAAUUAUGGAAACCGCUGAUACAGAUGAGGAUGGCAAAGUGGACUUCGAGGAAUUCAUACACAUUUUUUAAGAAUUUUUAAGAACAUUAUAUAAAUCAGUUAACAUUUGAUUUUGAAAAAGAAUUCCAUCUAAAAAGAUUUUUAAAAUUUUAAUGUUAGAAAUAAUACAGUACUAUCUUUACAUUACUUAUAUUUAUUCUCGCGAAGAAAAUUGUUGCAUUUUCUUAAAUAUUCGCAUUAUGCACUCCACUUUGACAGUCUGUAACACCUGAUAUGCUACACGCGCGGAAAUAACUAUAUAAUGAGUCACGAGACAUUUCUAACAUUGGAGAUAUCUACUUUCCAUGAUCAGCUGUAAAUCUUUUUUAAUAUUUGAAAAUUUAUUUCACAGGAGAAAAGAAAAAAGGGGAUAGAAUAGCGUUUGCAUUUAAGAAUUAUUUUUAAUCCACCAAAUAUCUAUUUAUACGUAAAGAACAACAAUAUAUUGAAUAGGAACGUCUUACCUCUCUCCCUUUGCUUGUAACGAGCGCUGCGAGAGGUUUUGCGUAGAAACGUGAGUGCGAGAAACCAAGACAUCCAUACAUGCUGAUAAAGACAAUAGAAUAUCCGUUUAAAUGGGCGUGCGAAAUUUCAUUUGGUAAAAUUUACCAUCGAAGCAAUAAAUCAGAGCAAACUUUUGUACUACUAAAUUGGAAUUUUGUUAUGUUUCCAACCAACGCCCCAAGGGUGACCUCCAUUCAAACCAACCUUUAUUGCACAAGUAUUAAAUCAAUAAAAUUACUUAAUCUCUGUGA
Nematostella vectensis (starlet sea anemone) is the source of this 1806-nucleotide messenger RNA. Its product is annotated as calmodulin. The transcript has 2 exons. Gene Ontology annotation, molecular function: calcium ion binding. The record is from RefSeq and is a predicted model, not a curated record. NCBI's taxonomy places the organism in Eukaryota, Metazoa, Cnidaria, Anthozoa, Actiniaria, Edwardsiidae. Bases 384 to 830 code for a protein of 148 amino acids.